Messenger RNA from Penaeus vannamei (Pacific white shrimp), 1200 nucleotides. RefSeq names its product Kruppel-like factor 3. Gene Ontology annotation, biological process: regulation of transcription by RNA polymerase II. The record is from RefSeq and is a predicted model, not a curated record. Gene Ontology annotation, molecular function: DNA-binding transcription factor activity, RNA polymerase II-specific; RNA polymerase II cis-regulatory region sequence-specific DNA binding. NCBI's taxonomy places the organism in Eukaryota, Metazoa, Arthropoda, Malacostraca, Decapoda, Penaeidae.
CUCGCUCCCAAAAGGACGUACCCUAAACCAGCUCAAGCGUUCGUGUUCCGUGAAUCCUUCGCAAGGACAUCCUGUCAGUGACGGCAAAUAGACUGUUCACUCACUAGGAUGGAGUUAGCAACGGAGCGACCCGCUCAUUACAGUCAACUUCCCACUGCUUCUUCGAGCCUCUCGGACUUUAACGAGAUGUGGCUCGACCUCGAGUCUGUGCUGCUGGACGAGACUCGCGAGGACCUCUUCGGCGUCCACGACACCGCGCCUCAGCCGCUCCCCCUGGCCGCUUGCGGAAGCCCCUCCGCCGCCCCCUGCACCUCGCCCGCCCUUUCUUACCCGCCCACGCCGCCCACCGCUGAUUGCGACGCUUCCGUGCAGUCGCUGGACUUCGCCAGCCUGUGCUCGCCGCAGAAGAGCGUCGUGACAUCCCUGCCGCCCAUGAGCGCCAUCUUCGGGGGCGUGAAGCGCGAGUUCGAGCAAGUCGUGCCACAGCAGCCGCAGCCCUCACAGCAGCGCCACCAGCUGUACCAGCUACCCCACGCCCAGCCGCAGCAGCAACAGCUUCAACAGCAGCAGCAACAACAGCAGCUCCAGCAGCAUCAGCAUCUGCAGCAGCAGCAGUCGCAGCAGCAGUACAUGUGCCCGACGAGCUCGGCGCCGACCGCCUUCCCCGGGUACGGGCAGUACUACCCGACCCACCCGCACCCGGCGGCCAUGUCCUCGGCCUACACCACCCACACCACCUCCCUCGCCACUCACACGGCCGCCCACGCCGCCCACCCUUCCCACACCGUCCAGACGGCCGCCCCCCACCUUACCCACACCGCUGCACCCUCCAACACGCCCUUCGGCAGCAUGUACCAGUACUGGGGCGGUGCGGGGGUGGUCCUGACGCCGCCCUCGUCGCCGCACGCGCCCGGCGUCGUGGCGGCGCCCGUGCUGUGCCCGCCCGCCGUGUCCGCCUCCAGCGCCCCGCCGCCCGCGCGCCCACGCCGCCGCCGUGCCCCGCGCCGUGUCAUCAUCCACAAUUGCCCGCAGCCGUCGUGCAACAAGACGUACACCAAGUCGUCGCACCUGAAGGCGCACCUGCGCACGCACACGGGCGAGAAGCCGUACACGUGCAAGUGGAAGGGCUGCGGACAUGUUGUAUAUGAUAUCGCUGCGCCCGACGCGCUACGACCGUAUCCUACUAUCCUCGACACUUAA